This is a messenger RNA of Chaetomium globosum CBS 148.51, 2973 nucleotides long. RefSeq lists its product as uncharacterized. Gene Ontology annotation, biological process: phosphate ion transport; cellular response to phosphate starvation. The record is from RefSeq and is a predicted model, not a curated record. The transcript is spliced from 7 exons. Gene Ontology annotation, cellular component: plasma membrane; Golgi apparatus; cytoplasm. Lineage: Eukaryota; Fungi; Ascomycota; Sordariomycetes; Sordariales; Chaetomiaceae. The coding region runs from base 1 to 2973 and encodes 990 amino acids. Gene Ontology annotation, molecular function: inositol hexakisphosphate binding.
AUGUCGGGGAUGGACUUUCGGACACUGCUUGGUUCCCGUUACCCGACUCAGCUGGUGAUGCUCGGUUCAACACUUGAGCUGUUGGUUCACUUGCCGGUGCCUGUUACAGCGGCACUGCCAGGGACCGCCGCGUUCCUUGCCAAGGCCUCUUACCCAAAAGUUGGGAGGAAAACUGGAAAACCACAAGAAGAAAAGCGAAUUGGCGUGGUUUUCUUUCUAUUACUUUUCUGGAAAGGGACGAAUUACGCAGAAAUUUGCAAUUGCUCUACCACACCUCCUUUUUCCGACGCCCUCUCUGCACUCUCCACAACCGCACAUGCCAACGCUCCUGAUCGCACAUGCUUCCUCCGCAAUGCCGGACCGUAUUUGGAACUGACACGACCGCCAAGAUUCGCCAAAGAGCUUGAUCAAGACGCCGUCCCAGAAUGGCGCGUCAAGUACCUCGACUACAAGGCCGGUAAAAAACAUGUCAAAGCCGUCACGCGAGCUAUCCACCGCGCCAAUGCUACGCCGAUAUUGACGAGGAGGGGGACCGAGGCACCUCAGGCCAAUACUCCGGCCACCUUUUUCGGGAUAAACCAUAGUUUCACACCGCCCCGGCGGAAAACAGAUGCGCCAAACGGUGGUCUUGUUAGCGAACCACCUUCAAUCCGACCCGGGUCUACGGCUGCCCAGCAGGGGAGGAGCACCAGUCAUGGAGGAGAUGAGCGGUCGGGGCUCGCUAGGACACCGGGAAGCGGCAUACAAUAUGGCAGCAUCGGGCCAACGCCGUCGCGGGCGAGCGACAGGCACGAUUUCGAACUCCCCGCCCCCGCGAUUAGGGACCCAUCGAACACGGGCGACCGCAGCCCCUUUCCGCGUAGCGCUACGAUGACAACCCCACGGCUGGACCACCGCUCCCCAUCGUUGUUCACCCUUCCAUCCGGCGGCGGAACAGCUACGACACCCCGCAUGCGCGUCGCUCGACUCUUCUCCGCGAGCUCCACGGCCCCCCGGCAAACGCCCAACAAACUUGAGAUUGGGAUGCAGAAUUUGGAUUACGUUCGCUCGGCUGAACGCGACUUCUUCAGCUUUCUCGACAGCGAGUUGGACAAGAUUGAGACCUUCUACAAGGAGAAGGAGGACCAAGCAACCGAGCGUCUGGCUGCGCUUCGAGCACAGCUGCAUGAGAUGCGCAACAGGAGGACCGCUGAGAUCGCCGAGUCGAAAGCGAGAAAAAAGCAGGGCCAUAAUAUCGUUCGCAGCGAUGACGAUGACGCCGGAGGAGGGCGACCGAAAAAUGAUAAUCGUGAUUGGAUCAGUCCGAUCAAGGAUAGGUUCUCCAGGACCGGUCCUAAUUCGAAGGCCCUUCAGAGAAUGGCACGGACUCCCGUCAUGACCGGCCAGGCAAUGGACGAGGGCCGAGACUAUGUGCGGCAGCCCCAGGGCGACGAUGUUCCGUACCGGACGGCAAAGCGGAAGCUCAAGCUGGCCAUGCAGGAAUUCUAUCGCGGCCUUGAGUUGCUGAAAUCAUAUGCUCUACUGAACCGGACGGCAUUUCGCAAACUCAACAAGAAAUAUGACAAGGCGGUAAACGCCCGCCCGCCUUACCGCUACAUGAACGAAAAGGUAAGCAAGUCCUGGUUCGUCAAUAGCGACAUUCUAGACGGCCACAUAAGUACCGUGGAAGACUUGUAUGCCAGAUACUUCGAGAAGGGCAACCACAAAAUCGCUGCUGGAAAGCUCCGAGCCCUACAGAAGCGCCACGGGGAUUCGUCGGAUAGCGCAUUCCGGAGCGGCCUGAUGAUCGGCAUCGGCGCAGUUUUUACCGUCCAGGGACUCAUCUACGGCUCCGAAUUUCUGUUUAGCGAGGAGGACGAUAAGCUAGUCGAACAGACGAGCUACUUACUGCAGCUAUACGGCGGGUAUUUUCUCGCGCUCCUCCUCUUCACCUUGUUCACUCUGGAUUGCCGGAUGUGGGCGAAGAACAAGGUCAACUAUCCGUUCAUCUUCGAGUUUGAUGCGAGGAACUUCCUUGACUGGAAACAGGUGGCCGAGUUUCCCAGCUUCUUCUUUGCGCUGUUUGGCGUGUUCAUCUGGCUCAACUUCUCGAGGCUGGGGGAUUGGGAAGGGUUAUAUCUUUAUUACCCCGUUGUCUUGAUAGGCAUCUCGCUGGUCAUCAUCUUUUUUCCGGCGCCGAUCUUGCAUCACAAGGCCAGGAGGUGGUUUCUGUACUCUCAUUAUCGCUUGCUUUUGUCGGGAUUUACCACUAACAAGGCGUUAGCAAUCUGGGAUCUGUUCAUGGAUUUCUCUCUUCUGCAAGCCAACGCCCGGCGCAGGUAUCUCCGCGACAUCACGGCAAUCCGCCCCGUCUGGAUUUACUACGUCAUCAUGGUAAUCGACCCCAUCCUGCGCUUUUCCUGGAUCUUCUACGCCAUUUUCACCCACGACACCCAGCACAGCACCAUCGUCUCCUUCCUCGUCGCACUCGCCGAGGUCGUCCGCCGUGGCAUUACAAGGCCGCCCCGCGACACUCCACUCCCUUACCACCUCGAGCUAUUUGUCCAGCGCCCCAGCCUUGAAGCGGCAACCGCCGCCGCCGCGCCCGUGGCCACCCUCGACGGCACGCCCGUCACCACCACCACACCCAAACCGGCUGCACCGUCCACGCCCCACCCCAGCACCGCGGGACGCCCGGGCACCGCCGGCACGGCCGACACCCUGAUGCUACCCACGGCGGCCGCGCGCACCCCGCGCAGCGAUGGCGGCGCAGCAGCAGGAGGAGGAGGGAUGCCACCGUCCCCCUCACCCGGCAUGGCCACCGCGACGGCGACGGCGCUCGAAGAAGGCGGCGGCGCGAUCCGGCCGGGCGGCACGUUCCGCCGGCGGCGUGCCGACACGCUCGGCAAGAUGUCGAUUCGCCAGGCCAUGGCGGAGGCGCAUAAGCAGGACUUUGAGAAGAGGCGGCCGGCGUGUGGGUGGCGGGAAGGAUAA